Messenger RNA from Thermothelomyces thermophilus ATCC 42464, 414 nucleotides. RefSeq lists its product as uncharacterized. Bases 1 to 381 code for a protein of 126 amino acids. The record is from RefSeq and is a predicted model, not a curated record. Lineage: Eukaryota; Fungi; Ascomycota; Sordariomycetes; Sordariales; Chaetomiaceae. The transcript is spliced from 2 exons.
AUGCCGUCGGUGAAAAACCCCAACGCCCCCUCCAAGAACCGGCUCGCCGCCCGCGCUGCCAAGCUGCGCAAGACGCGGCAGAAGGCGUCCAAGAUGGGCCAGUUGGCGCGCCAGGGCGGCGCCGUCGCCAAGGCGGACGCCCGCCGUGGCGCGCGGCCGGGCCUCCUCCCGACCAGCGGGCCCAACGCGGCCAUCAGCAAGAAGAAGCAGCGCAAGCUGGAGAAGGCGCUGAGGCAUGCGCUCAGGCGCAAGGCGGAGAGGGAAGGCGGGGCGGCGGUCGUCGAGAUGACGGAUGCACCUGCCGAGACUGAGAAGCAGCAGAAGCAGCAGCAGCAGCAACAGAAGAAAGGCGAGGCGGAAGUGGAGAUGGAUAUUGAGUGAAGGGGUCCGGUUCGGAAAGGGCGGCUAAGCGAG